Messenger RNA from Neogale vison (American mink), 886 nucleotides. Its product is annotated as ral guanine nucleotide dissociation stimulator-like. Bases 321 to 881 code for a protein of 186 amino acids. The record is from RefSeq and is a predicted model, not a curated record. The transcript is spliced from 7 exons. Lineage: Eukaryota; Metazoa; Chordata; Mammalia; Carnivora; Mustelidae.
UUCAUUUCCCCUCUCUUCAUCCCUCAGGAGGACAAGCCACUUUAAUUGGAAGAAUCACAAAUUGCUGUGUUGAAUCGAACCCGUAUAAUCAUUUGUAGGAACAGAAUCUGAAUACUGGGAAAGCACACCUUGGGAGAGCUAUUGAUCCCUGAGAACCCAGGAGGACUAGCAUCUUGGGAUGAACACCCGCUAUUAUCCAACCUAUGCCUGUGGACAUCUGAUAGAAAGACAUGCUGGAAUCAUCCAUAUUUUGCAGAGAAGACCAUCCCUGUGAGGCACAAUGGCUUAUCUAAGGUCCAAACGAGAACGCUCCAGAGGACAUGGUGCAGGAGCUGAAUGUUGACAUCCCCUGCUCUCCUUCCUCGAAGGACAAGAAGCCGCACAGGGCCAACGGAGUCUGGCGCUGGCUCAGGGGGAAAAAUGGUUCAACGAGGAAAAGGAAUAAGACCUCGAUACUAUGGAACACUCGGGCCAGUUCCUUGGAGGCCGGAAUUGAUUACCUGGUGACUGCCGUCAUAAAACAAGAUCUAAACUAUGUUCAUAUGUUUCUGGAAAUAUACCGCACAUUUGCUACCACCCAGGAGGUGCUGGCACUCCUCUUUGCAAGAUUCGGAUGUGUUUACUCCACGGAUGACGAGGUCGGCGGGCCCCAGGAGCAGCACAACAUGGCCGUCUAUGCCAUCCUGGAUACGUGGGUGGAAAGGUAUCCAGGGGAUUUUGUGCAGCCUCCGGACUUUCCCAGCUUGCACGCGCUGCUGGCCUACCUGCAGGUCAAUGUGCCGGGCUCGGACCUGCAGCGCCGUGCCCAGCUUCUGUUGCCAGAAAGGCAGCGCGCUGAGACCACAGAGCCAGAGGCUGGGGGUGAGGAGGUCUGGGGGUGACUGAU